Racocetra persica is the source of this 586-nucleotide messenger RNA. Lineage: Eukaryota; Fungi; Glomeromycota; Glomeromycetes; Diversisporales; Gigasporaceae. The record is from the annotation of a GenBank genome assembly.
ACGUAUCAAUCCUCAAAUUUCUAUAUCUCCGAACUAUACCUCUAAAUCUGCCGGAAUGAACACCAAAGAUAAAAAAACCUUUAAGAGGGGCCGUAAGUCCCCCAGAAAUACCGUCAAACCUGUCGAGAAGACUUCUCAAGUACAAAAAACCCCUGGAAAUGAGGUGGUUGCGGACGAAAGUGGUUCCUUAUAUUCUAAAAUGUUCGCGGACCGCGGUCCUAACAAACGUAAAGUUAAAAUGAGGGCCAUAGCCGAAGAUCUUUUUGACGAGGCUGACCCUGGUGACUCCGAUUAUAAAUUCGUCAACGAAGAUAGCAGUGGCCAAGACGAUGUUAAUACCGAUACCGAUGACACUGUUGUUAGUGAUAAACACUUCGGUGCCACCAUUAAUGAACCUACCGAAAUUUCUGAGGCCGACUUUGUCGACAUAGAUAACGAGCCUACACCCGAAGAAAAUAACGAAGAAAAAAUUAGAGAAUUUUUGAAAAAAUGGAAACUCGACGAUCCAGGCGUUUGUUGUAUAUGUCUUGAAAACUCAACAACUGAAGAUAACAUGCUAGUAUAUUGUGAUGGGGAUGAUUGUGAG